Messenger RNA from Teleopsis dalmanni, 735 nucleotides. RefSeq lists its product as uncharacterized. The record is from RefSeq and is a predicted model, not a curated record. The coding region runs from base 1 to 735 and encodes 244 amino acids. NCBI's taxonomy places the organism in Eukaryota, Metazoa, Arthropoda, Insecta, Diptera, Diopsidae. The transcript has a single exon.
AUGGUUAAAAGUGGAAUCACACAGCAGCAUUCAAUUUUUAGUAUAACAUUACCCUUGAUUGAACAUGAGCGAUUUGAAUUGUUUCAAUUAAUUCCAGUCCCGAAUUGGUUAAAUGACUCCAUGGCAGUAAUUGACUCAUUCAGUUCUAUUUUGGCUAUUAAUACGCAUCAUGAUCAAUAUUUUCCUUUUAUGAAAUCCGAUUUAAGUCUUUGUGAGACCAUAAAGGAAGGGGAAUUUCUUUGUGCCAACGUCCGCAUACGAUACAAUUUUGGUUCCGAAGUACGUGCGUGUGAGAUCAACCUAUUCAACAACAAUACAAUACCAAACUGUCGGUUGAAACACACUAUCAACACUCUGACCUGGAUUCCAUUGAAUAACAAAAAUCAAUGGAUUUAUGCGACAUCAACAUCUUCACGAGCAACUGCAGUAUGUAAUAAGGAAAUCAUACCACUAAAUCUAAAAGGUUCAGGCUUAUCAACGAUCGACCUAGACUGCUUGCUUAAACACAACUUCGUUUCCGUGCAAGGACAACAAAUAAUUGCAAGCACAAGAUAUUCAUACAUUAGUCUUGGUAAAAUCUCAGAAUUAAGGCUACAAUCCCCUAUGAAGACAUCAGAUGCUUACAGCGGCAACAGUACACUGUCAACAUUACGCUACCCGCUCGACACCUAUACCCAUGCCACAUCGACAGUCGCGAGAUUUCGUCGUCGACAUAUAGUCGGACUGACUACCUGA